AUGGCUGCAUUUGCUUCUGUCGCUGCUUUCAAAUCCAUAGGAAUCUCAGACAAGUCCAGAGUUAUCGGCGGCAAUCAGAGAUUCUUCUUUUCCGGCAAGAGUUUCCCUUCCGUUCACCUCCAUCGUAGCUUCAAUUAUUCACAAUGCCGAUCUAGUGGUUUAAAAGCCGAGGUGGUUGCUAUAGAACAAACAGAAGCAACACAAACAGUGGAAGCUCCUGUUGUUAUUGUGACYGGAGCCUCUARAGGUAUCGGCAGGGCGGUUGCACUAGCUUUCGGCAAAGCUGGUUGUAAGGUUCUGGUUAAUUAUGCAAGGUCAGUUAAGGAUGCAGAAGAAGUUUGCAACCAGAUUGAGACAAUGGGUGGUGAGGCACUUGCAUUUAGGGGAGAUGUUACAAAACAAACAGAUGUUGCAUCCAUGUUUAAAACUACAGUUGAUACUUGGGGUACUGUUGACAUAUUGGUCAACAAUGCAGGGACMACGARAGAUGGUUUGUUGUUGACGAUGAAGACGUCCCAAUGGCAGGAAGUCAUUGAUUUGAAUCUCACUGGUGUAUUCCUAUGUACACAGGUGAACGUUGUUGCCCCCGGAUAUAUUACAACUGAUUUGACUGCUACCGGGGAAGACAUGCUGAAAAAGAACUUGAAGAGAAUCUCCUUAGGAAGAUAUGGCCGACCCGAAGAGGUUGCGGGGCUCGUUGAAUUCUUGGCUCUCAGUCCCGCGGCUAGUUACAUGACUGGACAGGUGCUCGUCAUCGAUGGAGGAUUGGUGCUUUGAGAUCACCGAAAGCCGAUCUUAUUUCGUAACGUGCGGAAGCUUAUGGUGGCAAAUAUAUACUACAUUUCGUAUCAACCCACAAAAAUACACAACUUUACYAGAAGUAUGAAURUGACUUAAAUAAGUGUGGACGCACCAAAUAGCAAC
Cynara cardunculus var. scolymus (artichoke) is the source of this 924-nucleotide messenger RNA. Its product is annotated as 3-oxoacyl-[acyl-carrier-protein] reductase, chloroplastic-like. The transcript has 9 exons. The coding region runs from base 1 to 777 and encodes 258 amino acids. NCBI's taxonomy places the organism in Eukaryota, Viridiplantae, Streptophyta, Magnoliopsida, Asterales, Asteraceae. The record is from RefSeq and is a predicted model, not a curated record.